Messenger RNA from Paramuricea clavata, 785 nucleotides. The record is from the annotation of a GenBank genome assembly. NCBI's taxonomy places the organism in Eukaryota, Metazoa, Cnidaria, Anthozoa, Malacalcyonacea, Plexauridae.
AUGGUUUCUGACGGUGAGGACAAGGUUCCUGGCGGUGAGGACAAGGUUUCUGUCGGUGAGAACAAGAUUCCUGGCGGUGAGGACAAGGUUUCACACGGUGAGGACAAGGUUUCUAGCGGUGAGGACAAGGUUGCUGGCGGUGAGGACAAGGUUCCCGGAGGUGAGAACAAUGUUACUGGCGGUGAGGACAAUGUUCCUUGCGGUGAGGACAAGGUUCCUGGAGGUGAGGACAAGAUUCCUGGCUUUGAGGACAAGGUCUCUGGCGGUAAGGACAAUAUUCGUGGCGGUGAGGACAUGCUUACUGGCGGUGAGAACAAGGUUUUUGGCGGUGAGGACAAGGUUCCUGGAGGUGAGAACAAUGUUACUGGCGGUGAGGACAAUGUUCCUUGCGGUGAGGACAAGGUUCCUGGGGAGGUGAGGACAAGAUUCCUGGCUUUGAGGACAAGGUCUCUGGCGGUAAGGACAAUAUUCGUGGCGGUGAGGACAUGCUUACUGGCGGUGAAAACAAGGUUCUUGGCGGUGAGGAUAACGUUCCUGGAGGUAUGGACAAGGUUCCUGGCGUUGAGGACAAUGUUUCUGACGGUAAGGACAAAGUUUCUAGCGGUGAGGACAAGGUUCUUGGCGGUGAGGACAAGAUUCCUGGCGGUGAGGACAAGGUUUCUGGUGGUGAGGACAAGGUUUCUGACUGUGACGACAAGGUUUCUGGCGGUGAGGACAAGGUUACUGGCGGUGAGGACAAGGUUCCUUGCGGUGAGGACAAGGUUACUGGCGGUGUGCUCGAGUGA